ACUUGGGUACGUGUAUUACAACGGCAAGAGUGCCAGCGCCCACAAAGACCCAUUGGACCUGUCAGCAUCUCUGUUUGACCAAGCAGACACAAUAGCUUGCCAGCAAAGCAGAGUGAGCCACGUGCCUCUGCAUGACAUCAGCAGCUGACUAACACACAAGAAAAAAUAACAGAUUUAGACUAGAGCCCUAUAUUUUCUUGAGAAGCUGGGAUUUGAAGGAGCCAUUUUUGAGAUCUGUGCUCCUAGCAAGUGACUCAUAACAUAGAGUGGAUCAGUCCCUGAGUUCAGAGACUGAGUUGCAAUUGAGUGAAAAAUAGACAACGAAAUCUUGAAGAAUUGCACGGAGGUGCAAGCCAAAUUUAACUCUCUCCAACUAGUUGUGGUCGGACUGAGAAAUUGCUAAACCAAACCUGUAAUAGGACUGGUUAUUUGCGUGUCUCUCCUUGUCAUUGUUGCCUUUUACUGUUACAUUGCUUUCUGUGUUGUCUCUGCAGGCCCAGAUGUUCUCGGAUAAUUCACAUUGCCCCGACUGUGGGCAGCAGUGGUUCCCUAGUUUAGAACUAGGUCAUUGGUUGUACCAAACAGAACUUGUUGCCAAUGAAUGUUACCAAGUAUUCUUAGACCGUAUUAACAGAGCUGAUUAUUGCCCUGAGUGUUACCCUGAUAAUUCUGCUAACAGAAGCCUUGUUCUUCCUUGGUCCUUCCCGCUCGAGUGGGCGCCCCAGAAUCUUACCAGGUGGACCUUUGAAAAAGCUUGCCACCCAUUUCUUCUGGGUCCUCCACUGGUUAGAAAAAGGAUCCAUGACUCUAGAGUAGCCGGUUUUAACCCUGCGUUACAGCUGAUCUUGACCAGGACAGACACAACCUUAAACAAAAAACUUGGUCAAAGCAGUUAAUUUUCUAAACAGUUAAAAUCAUGGAGACUCUAGAGGAUUUUGUACUGGUAGCCCAAGGAAGAUGGAAAAAUGACUCCUUUUAAAUCUGAUCCAGACUGUCACUGCUGUGGGGAACUGCUUAAAUUGUUGGAUCUGCUACCAUGGUUUACACCUACUUUGUUCAGCAUGAAUUUAAUGAGUAUUUCAGCCAGACUGUUCACCUAGAACCAGACUGUUCAUGUUCCCUGUGUUUUGGAAUUAGCUUACCUCUCCUGAAAAGCUCCACAGCCUAAUUAUUGACAAAUGACAAGGUAGUUCUGGAGAGGCCCUCUGCUGUGUAUACCAUAAUGAUCUCUCUAAUGAUAACUUUUGUGGGAGAGCAUUCUCUUUGUAGCUUGAUUCUAGAUCAUUCCAGUAAAACUACUAGAUAUUUUAAUAAGAAACUUCAUUAUUCUAAAUUCCACCUCUUAUAUAUUAAUCAAUGAUUUUUUUAUAUAUAUAUAUACAUGAUUUAGUCACAUAUAAUCAUUUGUUCAUUGGCUCUAUUUGGCCUCAGUAUGGCUUUGACAUUAAUCGAUAAUUGGUCACCACCAGAGAAAUCGCAUUCUACCAGGUAACACCUACACAGAUUACACAGAAACGUGCAGAAAUGCUACUAUCAAGACUUAUGUGGCUCUACAUAAACAGAGACUAGAAUGUCCCUCCCUGGAAAUGGAAAAGCACCUGUGCUAAGACAUAGGUGACAAACGGGGUCAUCCAGCUCGACUCCAUGUAUGUUAUGAACAGUCUAAGGGAGGCACCUUUCCUAAAACUAGGACGGUCUUGCUGGACUUGAGCCACAUUCUGGCCUUCACUUGUUCACGAGAAUCUUGGAACCAGAGCUCGGGUUAUGAAACUUAGAAAAAAAGCUGUUGAAAACAUCUUAGAAGCCACUGAACAAUUUUUAAAUUCCACUUAAGAUGCUAGAUAAUCCACUGUUUGCGUAGCAACCCAACAAUGUUCUCAAGGUCCCAGAUGCUUUCUGUUUUUCCCGCUGGGGUCCUUAUCACAUUGGCUUUUGUCCUCAUAGUGUCCUCAGUGAGUACAAUGUGGCUUGUUGCUGCUUUAGGCAUUUCAGUCCCACCCAAAGGCUGGAAGUAGGGAGCAAAAGCUUUCUCAUUACAAGUCUCUGCCUUAUUCGAAAAGAAAAUCUUGCUCAAAAGUCUUUCACAGACUUCUUCUUACAUCUCAUUAGCAGGUACUGGUUCACAAGGAGGCCCGGGAAGCCAGGCAAAGGGGAACGGGGCUGGCAGCGGCUGGGUAAGGCACAUUGUCUUCUAAUAAAAUCAGGACUUUCAGGAAGGAAGAGGUGAGGAAUGAAUGGCUGUUGUAUGCAACAAAUCAUGCCUGCCACAUGUUGCGAAACCUAAAGUUAUUUGUUAGUCUGUAUAAAGAAUGUACUCCAGAGAUCUACCCUGUAUCUGCCUUAUGUCUAUCGUGAUGGAAGCUCUCUCUCGCUUGUCAUAUUGCUGAAUAAACUGUGUGGACUGCUAAA
Messenger RNA from Pteropus alecto (black flying fox), 2409 nucleotides. RefSeq names its product torsin-1A-interacting protein 2. The record is from RefSeq and is a predicted model, not a curated record. Lineage: Eukaryota; Metazoa; Chordata; Mammalia; Chiroptera; Pteropodidae. Bases 501 to 896 code for a protein of 131 amino acids. The transcript has a single exon.